CACUUAUCAUCAGUUGCUCGAUCCAGCCGCUGCCAUCCGCUUUGUAUUUCGUCCCAUCAGACAAGAAAGUAAGACUCGUUGCUGAGAUGAAGUUCACCGCUGCCAUCAUGCUCGUCGCACUCCUUACAGCUUUCGUGGUGAUGAUCACUGCAGCCGGUGAGAGAAAUGACGAGGCGCGUACGGGAAGUGGGUAUGGCUCUGGAUGCCCUGACCCCAGUGCCUGCACCACAAGCUGCAAAGCCCAGGGUUUCCUCUUGGGCGUAUGCCUCCAACCUCUACUGCAAGUCUGUCUGUGUUCCCUGGAAGCUCUCACCUACUCAACACAUUCCAAUGGUCAUCUGUCCGCAGACUGGGUGUAUCAAAGUACCAUUACAAAGUCGAAUAAACAACGCUUGGGAGAUGUAUGACAGGAUGUUGCUUAUAUUCAGAGGACAUUACUAAAAACUAAAGGAUGAAGGGAUCUAUAAAAAAAUCUGUGUAAAUAAAUUUUUUUUACAAGUA
Molecule: messenger RNA, 501 nt
Organism: Dermacentor andersoni
Lineage: Eukaryota; Metazoa; Arthropoda; Arachnida; Ixodida; Ixodidae
Source: RefSeq, a predicted model, not a curated record